Molecule: messenger RNA, 3971 nt
Organism: Anguilla rostrata (American eel)
Lineage: Eukaryota; Metazoa; Chordata; Actinopteri; Anguilliformes; Anguillidae
Gene: sox9a
Product: SRY-box transcription factor 9a
Exons: 3
Coding region: 441-1907 (488 amino acids)
Biological process (GO): negative regulation of transcription by RNA polymerase II; oligodendrocyte differentiation; chondrocyte differentiation
Cellular component (GO): nucleus
Molecular function (GO): RNA polymerase II cis-regulatory region sequence-specific DNA binding; DNA-binding transcription factor activity, RNA polymerase II-specific
Source: RefSeq, a predicted model, not a curated record
GCUGUGCUGUCUAACUUGUGGCUUGUCUUUAUAAAAAGGCACUUUGCAAGUGCGCUCCAGUCUUCAAAACUCACGGGCAACUUGGAAAUAAUACAGAAAGGGAACAUUCUCGCGUUUUUGUCCACAGAGGUUUAAACAAAUCGCAUCGACGUUCGUUAUUCAAGAGAUGAAAAGCUCGCAGACUUGAAGCGGUAUGAUUGCGAGGUAACUUAUUAUUUUUCUGGAAAGCGCUCGUGCUUGUUAUAAAUAACAGCUUGAAUUGUCAAAGGGACAUUCGGCGAACUUUUUUCUUUUUAUGCUUGCUGGAGCAAAUCAAAUUUGUAGCUAUUGUGUUUUCUUCAACUCGUACUGGAAGGUUAUUUUAUUCAGCCAGGGCAGGCUGAAACCUUCCUUCAUUCAGCUGACAAUUUCACCUGUAGUCGUCCACCUAAUACUUUCGUAUGAAUCUACUCGACCCCUUUUUAAAAAUGACAGACGAGCAAGAUAAGUGUCUAUCUGACGUGCCGAGCCCGAGUAUGUCAGAGGAUUCUGCUGGGUCUCCUUGUCCUUCCGGAUCUGGGUCUGACGCCGAGAACACACGCCCGCGCGACAACAGCCUGGCCAGAGCGGACGGUCAGCUGGUCGAAUUCAAGAAGGACGAGGAUGACAAAUUCCCCGUCUGCAUCCGCGAGGCGGUGUCCCAGGUGCUGAAGGGCUACGACUGGACCCUCGUGCCCAUGCCCGUAAGGGUGAACGGAUCCAGCAAAAACAAGCCGCACGUGAAGCGACCCAUGAACGCCUUCAUGGUGUGGGCGCAAGCCGCGCGCAGGAAGCUGGCGGACCAGUACCCGCAUCUUCACAACGCCGAGCUCAGCAAGACGCUCGGGAAGCUGUGGCGAUUGCUGAACGAGGGAGAAAAACGUCCGUUCGUCGAGGAGGCCGAGCGCCUGCGCGUGCAGCACAAGAAAGAUCACCCCGAUUACAAGUACCAGCCUAGGCGGAGAAAGUCCGCGAAGAACGGGCAGGGCGAGGGCGAGGACGGCUGCGAGCAGACCCACAUCUCACCCAACGCGAUCUUCAAGGCACUGCAGCAGGCGGAUUCGCCCGCGUCCAGCUUGGGCGAGGUGCACUCCCCAGAAGAACAUUCAGGGCAGUCCCAGGGCCCCCCCACCCCGCCCACCACCCCGAAAACGGACACGCAGCAGCCGGGCAAAGUGGAGCUGAAGCGGGAGGGGCGCCCCCUGCAGGAGGCGGGCGGCGUUGCCGGAGCGACCGGGCGGCAGCUCAACAUCGACUUCCGGGACGUGGACAUCGGCGAGCUGAGCAGCGAGGUCAUCUGCCACAUCGAGACCUUCGACGUCAACGAGUUCGACCAGUACCUGCCGCCCAACAGCCAUCCGGGCGUCUCCGCUGGGGGGGCGGCGGCGCCCUACGGGGGGAGCUACGGGGCGGGGCAGGCGUCCGGAGGGGGAGGGGCGCACGGCUGGAUGUCCAAACAGCAGCAGCAGCAGCAGAACCCCCCGCUCUCUGCCCUGGGGGGGGAGCAGAGGCCCACGCACAUUAAGACGGAGCAGCUGAGCCCCAGUCACUACAGCGAGCAGCAGCAGGGCUCGCCGCAGCCAAUCAGCUACGGCUCCUUCAGCCUGCAGCACUACGGCUCCGCCCCCGCCGCCUACCCCGGGGUGGCUGCGCCGCGCGCCCCGCAGUACGAGUACUCCGACCACCAGGGCGGCGCCACCUCCGGCGGCUCCUACUACAGCCAGGCAUCCGGCCUCUACUCCGGCUUCGCCUACAUGGGCCCCCCUGGCCAGAGGCCCAUGUACACCCCCAUCGCAGACACCGCGGGGGUCCCCUCCGUCCCCCAAAACUCACACAGCCCCCAGAGCUGGGAACAGCAGCCUGUGUACACACAGCUCUCCAGGCCCUGAGGGAGAGAGGGAUGGGGGGAGACACAGAGAGAGAGGGAUGGGGAGAGACAGAGGGAGGGGGAGAGAGGGAUGGGGAGAGACAGAGAGAUGGGGAGAAAGAUGGGAGAGACAGGGGAAGAGAGAAGGAGAGAGAGAGGGAGUGUGUCGACACCAGGUUUGGGGUGGGGUGGGGUGGGGUGGGGUGGGGUGGGGGCGUAAAUUACUUUUCAAUUUAAUACAGGACACGUACUUAAAAUUUAGUUCCUGAAUUGAAUUUUAAAAAUGUCCAUGUUCCAUGACUGUUCACACGCACACACACACACACACACACACGCACACACACGCACACACACACACACACACACACACACACACACACACACACACACACGCACACCUGGUGGGGAUGUCGAGGGCAUUGAGCAGUCUGACCCCAGAGGCUGGAGAGGUCUCUCAGCGAGCCAGAGCUGGACACACCGGAGACACGCGAUGAGAAAAGCUGGACUUGAAACCUGAAAAUAUGCGAAUGGUUCACGCUGUGCCUUCAUACGAGGACUUGUGAUAAUUAUAUAUAUAAAUAUAUAUUUUUAGCCAUAAUUUACAACAGAAGAAAAAAGGAAAUAUAUAAUCCUCUGUGAGGACGUAUUAAUAAUUGUUUUAGUAUGUACUGUGUAUGUUUUUUUUUCUUCCUUUUUUGUUUUUGAAGUUUAUUUUUUGGGGGUGGGGGAUUUAUACCUUCUUUUUUAAUUUUUUUAAAGCAUUCUUCUUUUUUGUUUGUUUUUUUCCUGAAUCUGCUAUAAACCACUUUCUGUAGUGCAGUCUCUUCAAGGCCUUAUUUCUUUUCUGACAUAUUUUUAUACAGUCAGCAAACGUAUCCCUUUUCUUCCUUCAUCUUUUUUUUUUUUUGUUGAAAACUCUGCCGUGUGUUGCGCUUUUGGUUCUGCAUACGUUUCUGUAUAUAACACUUUUAAAAGGUGAUAAGAUGUACUAAGUAUGUGGAUCGGAAAAUUACCAGCCUGAGACAGCCAUGUCUGUUCUUUUUAAUUUAACGAUCUGGUCACCAAAGGUCCUGCUUGGCGUUUCUUAAAUUUCGCCCCGCGGACCGUCCCGAGUUGUUUUAACUCACCGUGCAAGGUUACGUCAGAUGUAGGAGUAGUUCAGUUUUGUUUUUGUUUGUUAGUUUUUUUUCGUCGUCUGUUAAAGAUGCAAGAAGUUUACACCAGAGGUGCCUGUUUGUUUCCGUGGCGACGGCCAUGCCAUCGCACACUGAAAUAACUACAGCUGAGACUAUACUUCACUUUCUGACAGGAAGUGCUGAGACUAUACUUCACUUUCUGACAGGAAGUGCUGAGACUGUACUUCACUUUCUGACAGGAAGUGCCAGCAGCCACAGGAAGUGACCUUUGACCCCCCUCCGUGACUGUUCCCAGCAGGCCACAGCCAUGUUGUCUUUAAUUACAGACCCCCAACCCCCCCACCCCCACCCCGAGCCCCUAACCGGUCUUAACCAGUUUAAUUUAUUUAUUAGUAGAUUAAUUUUAUUUCAAAGUAAUUAUUUGUGUUUUAUUCUUUAAUACAGCUGUAUACAACUAAUUAAAAUUUCGGAAUAUAAAACAUAUGCAUACUGUUUUUGUCUUUUGCAGAAAGCUGUUCUUGUUCAAAUUUGGUACAAAUUGUAACCAUCUUGUUUAUUUAUCAUUUGAAAAUUUUUCUAUUUUAAAUGUUUAUUUGUUCUUUGGCAUCUAGUUGUGUACAUAUUACUUUUGAUUGUGAUAAAUCUUGAUUUGAAAUUCUUUAACAAGAAACUGGAAAAUUUGUUUUUCAUACAGAAUAUGAAGAAACGUUUAUUUGAAGCAGUGGCUGAACAUUUUUGUUCAUAAAAGUACCAGCAUUCUUUUUAUUUUUAAAAAAGAUUUAUUUGAUAUUCUGUAUUUCAUAUCUUAAUACUGACAUGGAGAAUCUUUUAAUGCAAGUGAACAAAUCCUUUUUUUCUUAGACAAGUUUAACAUGUUAUUGUCUUUUAAAGAAGCUUAUCUUUUGUAUGAUAUUGUUUGCAAUAAACAAGAAAAUCUUGAAAAAAAAUCA